GUGGGUAUAUCCGCUGUGUAUACUACAGACAGGUCACACUGAAGCCUGCAGUUGUGUGCUGUGGUUCUAUGAAUAAAGAAGCAUGAUGACAUCCAAUAAGAACUGUAAAGCACCUUUAAAACAGCUGAGCAGCCUGGACAGCUACAUAAUCGACAGCUCUCAAAAGAAGAAAAGCAUACUGUGGCGACGACGCUCUUUCAACAGUGCCAAAAGUUUGAAUACUGAAGAAAUCAAAGGCGGGACAUUAUCACGCAGUCAGCUGCGCAGAACACACUCAACAUCUCUGGUGGAUUAUACUGAUCCUCAGAGAACAGUGGUUAUAUUGGAGAAACAAGACAAUGAAGCCUUUGGAUUUGAAGUCCAGACAUAUGGUCUAAAGGUGAAGAACAGCAGUAUGGUGGAGAUGUGUACAUUUGUGUGCAGUGUGCAGGAUGGCAGUGCAGCCGAAACUGCAGGUUUGACUGCUGGUGACAUUAUAUUGUCAGUAAAUGGAGUCAGUAUUGAGGGUUCUACCCACCAGCAUAUCAUUGAGUUGAUUCGAGAAUCCACUAACAUGCUAAAGUUGGAGACAGUCAGCGGGAAUGUUGUGAAGAGAAUUGAAUUAGAGAAAAAGAUGCGCUACCUUAAGCAAACUCUACGUGAGAAAUGGGUGGAACUGCAAUCUCUCACACUUCAGGAAAGGCGUCUUACUCGAGGUAAUCUGAAUGAGAGUGCUCAGCAUUUGUCUGUUGACUCUAUGAUGUCUCUUUCAUCUCCAAUGGGCCACUCUGGGCAGCGUUUUUCCAGUGACAGCAGUUGCCGCAGCAUCAUGACAGAUGAUAGUGAGGAUGCCGCCUUCAUGUCACCAGUAUUUGAUGACUCAAGUCCAUUUAGCCCCACUGAGCCAAACGGUGGCUUCUUCCAGCUGGAGGGGGGCACGUUGCGACCCCUGACAAGAACACGCAGCAUUAGCCUGACCAGCAGUAACAGUUCACUCUCCCCAAGCUGGGAAAAUUCAUCUUCAUCUGUGUUUGGGACCCUGCCAAGGAGAGGCAGAAGAGGUAGCGUCCGCAAGCAGCUUCUGAAGUUCAUACCUGGACUGAAUCACUCCGUAGAGGAAGAGGAGGGCAGCUGAAAACAUUCAUACCUCCACUGACUGUUGAUCUGAUGAAUUUUUUUGUAAGGACCUUGGGCAGUGGAAGGUUCAUCCCAUUUUGAACUCUUCUGUUCUCAAGAUGUUCUAGAAUUCAUGCCUCAUGGGCAUUUGUGACUUUCCUGCUUUAAGUGUUGAUAAAAACAGGAGUCGAGUCUCACAUGAGCAUUACGGACUGCAUGAUGGCAAUCUCUGUGUAUUUUUUUGUCAGUUUUUUGUCAAGUGACCAAAGCAUUAUGACUUCCUAAAGAUUCAGCGCUGAAAUAAACAACUGGCAUUAACCAAACCUUAGGAAAGUGUAUGCUAAAAAGCAACUGCAUUGAGAGAAUAUUUAGAAUUUUACACCUUGCUUCCACUGCUCUAAUUCAGUGGUGCAAGACAUGCAAGCUUAUGAAUGUGUCCUAUUUCCAACUUGAUCAAGAUCUCAAUGUCUGCUGUAGCAUGCAAUUGAGGUGUGGUUGCUCAGUGGUUAGGGCAAGUAAGUUCUUAGUGUUAAGUAUCUGCCUUGCUGCUCUCCAAAAUGUGUCAGACUGCAAUUCUUAACAACGUAAGACCACCCUGGAUGGAUGGGCAGUCCAUCACAGUGGUCACACAAAGACACAUGCAAUUUAGUGUUUCCAAUCCACCUAUACUGCGUGUCCUUAGAUUGCGGGGGAAACGGGCGCAUCCGGAGAAAACCCAUGGCAACAUGGGGCAACUGCAGACAUUUACUCUGCAUUACUCUGAUUUCUUACCACUAGAGAAACAUAUAACCGAAUGUUACAGGGACUGUGUGAGAAUAUGUUUGUGUAAAAUAUGUUUGUUUCCCAAGUCUCUGCUAAAUGACAAAUAACCAUAACAAUUAAUUAUGCACAAGCUUACUGUGAUUUUUCCUAGUAGGACAACUUGUUGGUCUUGGAACAACAUUCCAGUCAACGUAGGUUUAGGAUUAGGGCUGAGGUUAAAGCUUCAACUGCAUUCUUAUCAAUCUCAUUUCUGUAUUUAUGGGUAGUUAAAUAUUAAGGUCAAAAUUAUUUAACAGUGUUGUUUCAGGACCAACAAAAGAUGUUUUGCUUGUCAAAAUUUGUCACCAAACGUAGAGGCAGUCAAAUUGCACAGACAACUGAAUAACGGACAACUAAAAUUAUUUUGCUGAAAAUCUCAUAUUUAUAACACUUUACGAGAAUAUCUAUGAAAAUGUAUAGAAUAUAUAUAGCUCUUCAUUUCUACUCUUUAAGAAGUAUUUUAAUCCUGAUCUCAUAUUCAUUUAAAUAAGAAAUUUAAAUCAUUAAACAUAGAAAGGACUGAUUUGUAGUGAGUGUGUGAUUUGAAAGUUAAGUGCUGAAUUGAAAAGGCUGCGAUGACAUUAGUGACAGAGCUCCAAACCACAGAGGUAUAGAAAAAUUCAUAACAGGAUGUGGUCUGUUAGAGGUGCUACUUUACCAACUUUUUUUCAUGCUUUUUUGAGUGAUCCCUGUAACAGGCAGUUUUACUUAAACUAAUAAUAUUCAAAAGUUCAUGAAUGUGAAAAACAGUGCUUGCUGUUUCAUUCUUUUCUUUUUCUUUUUUUAAUGAGCAUAGGGGGGGGGGGUAUAUUCUCCGAAAAAAAAAAAAAAUAGUCUUGCAGUUGCUGCUAGUCACCUGCAUAUAAUACAGGAAGUAUGUACUUGACACAAAAAGACUCAGCUCUUUGCAUGGUUCUGUUCUCUGUUCUCUCUUUUGUUUCCUUUUACCAUUUUGCUUAGAUUUGAACAGUAUGUUGUCUAGAUUUAGUUCAUUUUGCAGUAAGCAAGUGCUUAUAUUAAAAUCAAUUAACACA
Molecule: messenger RNA, 2930 nt
Organism: Ctenopharyngodon idella (grass carp)
Lineage: Eukaryota; Metazoa; Chordata; Actinopteri; Cypriniformes; Xenocyprididae
Gene: cytip
Product: cytohesin 1 interacting protein
Exons: 8
Coding region: 83-1114 (343 amino acids)
Molecular function (GO): protein binding
Source: RefSeq, a predicted model, not a curated record